Molecule: messenger RNA, 210 nt
Organism: Tetrahymena thermophila SB210
Lineage: Eukaryota; Ciliophora; Oligohymenophorea; Hymenostomatida; Tetrahymenidae
Exons: 2
Source: RefSeq, a predicted model, not a curated record
AUGGAUCAAAAUUAAAAAGUAUGCCCUAAAUGCAAUUCAAGAGAAAAAGUUGUCAAAAUAGUUUAUGGAAAACCAGGAGCUGUAUUGAUUGAAUAAGCAGACAGAAAAGAAGUAUUUUUAGGAGGAUGCCGUAUUUCUGAAAAUCCAGAAAAAUGCCUCGAUUUCUCUUUCUUGAGCUCGAAUUUAGCAAAAUCUUAUUCCAAAGAGUGA